This is a messenger RNA of Glycine soja, 3194 nucleotides long. Its product is annotated as myosin-binding protein 7-like. The record is from RefSeq and is a predicted model, not a curated record. Bases 1426 to 2835 code for a protein of 469 amino acids. The transcript has 6 exons. Lineage: Eukaryota; Viridiplantae; Streptophyta; Magnoliopsida; Fabales; Fabaceae.
AUCACGUGGAAUACAUAAUUUUCGAAUGUACAAAUAACCAGUACUAAAAAUAUUGUUAAAAUUAAAUUUACUAAGAAAAAGGUGUGGUUAGGAGAAAAAAAUAGUGAAAAAAGUAAGUCCCUAGGAAAAUAAUAGGAGUAUAUAUGGGGUGGGCUGAUGGUCGGGUUUCAAAUUUAACAAUUACUUAAUGCACCUCAUUUUUGCUCGAUUCAUCCCAUAAUUUGUAAAGUUCCUAUCUUACCCUUCUUCUUCCAAGCUUUGUCUCUCCCUCGCCCCCUUCUCCGACUGCUACGACGUCGGCUUCCACGGCCAGAUUCCUCUCUCCCUCGUUCGACGCGUGCACCUAUAUUCAGUCCUUCGACGUCUUCAGCAACCUCUUCUGUGGCGCAUUGUCGAUGGACGUUCUCACGCAAAUGACCAUCCUCAAGGAACUCGAGGUGGCCUUCAACGGCUUCCUCGGCUCUCUCCACUUUGGAGUCGCUGGAUCUAAGCUUCAACAACUUCAUCGGCUCAAAUCCCUGCAACGUUGUGUACUGGUGAUGCUGGGAAUAAUAUGAAGGCUUGGAAGGUUCGAGAAGCUUCAAGAGGAAGGGUUGGUGGAGGGAGGGGGAUAAAGUUCGGGAAGGUUGUUGAAUUCGGGGUGUUUGCGAGGAAGAAGGUUCGGUUCGGGUAGGGGAAUGUGCACCGCGCUAGAGAGAAAUGGAAUGGGAGGUUGUGCUGCGAUAGGCGUGGAGGUGUUUAUGGCUUGCAGUGGUUCCAACGUGAAUGCUGGUGGUCGCCGCGGCUGAUGGAAGUGGUGGGAGAGAGAAAGAAGAUAAUAUUAUGGGAUGCACCAAACAAAUACUUUCUCUCCAUUCCCGAAUUCGCCGUCAACCCUCUCUCUCUCUACAUAUAUAUAAAUUCUUUCACGAUUCAAUUCAAUUCAAUUGAGGUGUUAACAUUAAUAAUAUUGCAGAGCUUGUUGAGGAUGCUGGAUGGGUUGAACUUCAAGGAAUUUGUUGCCUUCUUGUCCGCCUUCAGUCCCCUGCCACUUUCCACCACAAAAUUGAGUCUAAGCAAUCAUUUUCAAGGUCUAUGAUUCCGAUUGCAAUGGAAAAGUAACCUUCCAUGACAUGCUGAGGGCUUUAAGGGAUUUGAGUGGACCCUUCAUGUCUGAUCAACAGAGAGAGGAAGUUCUGACACAGGUCCUUGAGGAAGCUGGCUAUGCAAAGGAUUGUUCAUUAGUCUUGUCUGACUUCAUGAAGAUUCUUGGCAAUUCGGGUUUGAAGAUGGAAGUAGAGGUUCCGGUGGAUUAGAGUGAGGAUAAUACAAUUCCCUUUUUGAGUUUUCUUUUUUUCUUUUUUCGAGGAGAACUUUCCCUUUCAGUUCGAUAACGGAGAUUCUUGGUUCUGGAAUAAGUGAUUGCUUGGACAUUUAGAAAGCGGCAUGGCUGAAAGUGAUAUAAGAGCCAUGAAGGAGACACUCCGCGCCCAACAGCAACUUCUGCAGAAGCUAUAUGCGGAGUUGGAUGAGGAAAGGGAAGCCUCAGCAACUGCAGCCAGUGAAGCCAUGGACAUGAUAGUGCGGUUGCAAGGAGAGAAGGCCGCGGUGAAGAUGGAGGCGAGUCACUACAAGAGAAUGGCAGAGGAGAAGAUAGGUCAUGCUGAGGCCACUCUUGAAGUUUUUGAAGAGCUUAUGUAUCAGAAGGAAAUGGAAAUUACUUCUCUUGAGUAUCAAGUCCUGGCUUAUAAAAACAAACUUCUCACGUUGGGGUCUGAUUUCAAUGCAAGUGAUUUUGAAUUCGAUGAGGACCUGUUGUUGAGUAGAAAUGAUCAACAACAAAAUGGAGAAAAUGUUCAAGCUUGUAGCACGGUAAGAAGGCUAAGUUCACUUCCCCCUAUUCCGUUAAAGAACAACUUGAGAUCUGCUAGGAAGAGAGAUAGAUCACCUAGUCCUGUUCCGGUUCCAGAUAUGGUUCAUAACAUAAUGGAGAGUGAUACUGAUCAAGAAGUUACUUCUCCAAGCUUGGAUUUACCGAGAAAAUCGGUAGACUAUGGACAUGGAACUCUUGAUGCAUACUGGAACCAGAUCCAGACGUUAGAUGAAAAAGUGAAAGUGAUUUCAGAUUGUAAAGAAUCAGGAGGAGAAAAACGCACCACAUUGAGGAGUAGAAGAGGGAGAUCAUGUUCAGUGUUUUCACAAGCAAGCACCAAGAUAACCUGUGACCUAACUGAUAGAGUAGGCCCUACUUGUUCAGAUAAAGUAAAUCACAGUGAAGGUACAUACGAUGGAGAAGCAGUUGCUAUUCCCUCAUGCUCCGGUAAUGUCCAUGAUGUGUUUGAAGUCCCACAAACGAGUGAAAAGCAUAAAGCAAGUGGAAAUGGGAAAAGAAGACUUGAGAGAUGGAGUUCAGAUGCAGAUAACAGAUUGACAAAACCAGACUCGGUGUCUGAGGAAGUCAUUGAAUCGCAUGUUAAACAUGACAUGGACAAGCUAAAGAGCAUGAUGAUUAGUGGAAACCAUGAAAUCAAAAUACCUAGUCCCAAAGAUAUGAAGACCAUUGUUUGGCAGAGAAAAGAAGGGAUGGAUGGGGAUUGCAAUGCUCAUGCUGAGUUUCAAAAGUUGCAUCAGAGAAUUGAUCAGCUUGAGAGGGAGACAAUCAAUGCAAGGAAAGAGAUUAUGCAUGAAGUGAAUGGGAAAGAGCAUGUGAGGUUGUUGAAGGACAUAUGCAGCCAACUCAAGUUAAUGGAGUCAGAGAUGAGAAGUUGGAAAACCCAAAAAGCACCACCUAAGAGUAGUAAGAGGGAUAAUUGUUUGGAUCCUCUUCAAGAGGCAAUGGUGUACUUCUGGAUUUGAUCUAGUGAAUACGGAAAGACCAUCUCAGACAGCCAAUUAACUCGGUGCAUCAUUAGGUGUCCGCAAAGAGGAUUAUGUGUGGUAUUAGUAUAAGCAGGUAGAAUAGAUCUUCUAAACCGAAUUUUAGUCACUGAGGAAUGUAUACCUUUUUCAUAAUUCCAUAUUUUAUAAUGGGCACAAGUAUGAGGGUGACUUCAAAUUCUUGUGUGGCUAAGUAUAGUGUCUUGUGUUUUUUCCCCAAAGAAUAUACACGACUUAGCAAAAUUAUCUGUUUGUGUCCUGACUCCUGAGCUAGCUAGUUCUUGCUUUUAAUUUUAAAAUGGAACCUUAAUGUUUAUUAUCUUAACUUGAUAAAGAUG